Rhopalosiphum maidis (corn leaf aphid) is the source of this 2462-nucleotide messenger RNA. RefSeq lists its product as uncharacterized. The transcript has 7 exons. The record is from RefSeq and is a predicted model, not a curated record. The coding region runs from base 302 to 2449 and encodes 715 amino acids. NCBI's taxonomy places the organism in Eukaryota, Metazoa, Arthropoda, Insecta, Hemiptera, Aphididae.
UGCAGCUGUUUACUAUUUAAUGACCAAUCACCUAUGCAAACGCAUUAAAAAUAUGUUAUCUAAACGAUUUGUAUUAACAUAGAGUAAAUUCUAUGGUACAAAUAAAUGAUAUGUAUCAUUUAUGUCAAUGUACAUUAGUCUAUGGCUUGUGCCUGCAAUGGUGUGAUAGUGUUUGCUAUUUCUUUAGAUUUUUUUCGCUUUAAGACAUAAGUAUCAACAUUGAAAUUUUUAUUGUACAGUCCCCGUUCAUGUUUUUUCAAUUUACGAUUGGCGAAUUCGUGAUUUGGUAGUAUACUGAAAAAUGGCUAGAUUUAUUGAACACUUGUCCGAUGAGAUGGGCACUUUGUCAAUCAAUGACCACUGGAAUGAACUUGGAUUGGAUGAAAAUAUCCGAAAAAAGUUAAAGGAAAUCGAAAAUGAUUAUGAAAGCAUUUUUUCAUGGAACAUCCAACAAUUGACAGGAUGCAAUCAAAAUCUUAUGAAUAAUCGCAUUGAAAAGGUUCGAGAAAAGUUAGAAAUGAUCAUUGACAAGGAAGACGAAUACAAUUUAAACAGAUUUUAUUUACAACUAAUUGUUAGUUAUGAACUUUACAUUAGUAAAAGUUACAAGGAAUCAUAUUUGGAAAUUGAAAACAUUGUUAAAUUUAUGAAAUCAUGUAAAUUUGACGAGUCAAAUGGACAAUACUCUGAUGCUUAUUACCAUAUUGCUCAUGCCACCCAUGCUUAUAUUGCAUUAUCAUUAAAAAAUGAUUCAGAAGAGUUAUUAAAGAAUGUUAAAGAAAUCAAUAAUUUUAAUAGAGCAGAGAAAGCUGCAGUUUGUGCAGUUAAAACAAGAAUUUUUAUGGAGUAUUCACCUAAAGGAAAUGAUAUAGCUUUAAAAUUUGCUGAUCAAGCUCGAACCCUUCAUUCUACUGAACCUGAAUGGAUAGUAAUUUGGCUAAAAGCUAAAGGACGAGUAAGACGUUAUUAUGAACAAUUUUCAAUGCCAGAGAAUGCAGAAUUGGAUGCUGCAGAAAUAUUAUGCUCUACAAAAACUAAGGCUCGACUUUUAAUUCAAGCUUCUAAAGUUUACAUGGAAGCAGCAUUUGUUAAUAAAUUAACAAAUAACCGAGAAGAAUCAAACAAAUAUUAUAAGCUUUCGUCUGAUAUUACUAAAAAAUCAGUUGAAUUAGCCAAAGAUAAUACAAAACAACUUUAUUCUUGUUUACUGACAUGUAUUAAUUAUCCUAAAGAGUUAUUGUCAAAAUCUAUGAUAGACAAUUUAAUUGAAAAACUGACAAAAGUUAAAAAUAGCCGUGUAGAUGAAGUUUUAGGCAAAUAUUAUUUAAAAAACGAAAAGGAUUAUAAAAAAGCAAAAAUGUAUUUGUCUCGUGGAAUGGCUGCUGGUCAUUUUAGUAGUUCAUUGCAAUUAGUAAAAGUAGAAUGCCUAUUACAACCUGUCGAUAAAUUUCCUUUUGUUCAAACAUUAAACAUGAUGUAUGAUGUUUUUUUGAGUUCAAAAAGGAGGCUUAUUAUUUUAUCACAAAUAUUAUUAUACUACAAUUACUGUGAAAAUAAUCCUAAAGAAAUGAUGCGCUACUUAAAAAUGUAUAUUGACCAAGACAUUGAAGAUGCAUUGAAAAAACGUCAUUUAAUUUUUACUUAUCCAUUGUUUAAGAUAAAUGGAUUUAAACCAAGACAAUUUCUGAAUGUCCUAUCUAUAAAAAUAAAAGAAUUAGUGAACAAUAAUAAGUGGAGUUUAGAAGAAAAAAAAAUAAUAGAUGAAACAUUUGAUCAGUUCAAUGAGAUAUCAAAAUUGAAUUUUAAUGAUGAUAAUAAAACUACUUUCUACAGAAAAAAUGAUACCAAAAUGUAUCCUAAUAAUAAAGGAAAAAAUGAAUCUUGGCGAAAACAGAAGGUUGAUUUGUCAUCACAAAAUGAGUUUAAUAAUAUUCAUCAACGCCAAUUUGCUUCAAAAUAUGUUAAUCAAAAGAAGUCUUUUGAAAAACAUGGUGCUCGAGUUAUAGAACCAUUAACAAAUCAACACAAAGAAAUGUAUAAUAGUUUUGAAUUACCUGUAAAAAUCCCUAAUGAGUCAAUGAAGAUUUUAAAUAAUUCAGAUAGUAUUGAGACAAAGCAAAAAAAGUUUGAAAACAAAUUUAGUUCCUUGGGAAAUUUACAUGUUGUGUCAUUAGAACAAAACUCUAUCAAAAGACCAUUUAGUAGUAGGAUAUACGAUAAAAGUGGUAAAAAAUAUGGUGGUUUUAAAUCAAGUUGGCGAAAUCAGCAAAAUGUUUCUCAGAACCAAAAUAACUUUGAAAUAUUUCACAACCAUGAAAUUAAUUCUAAACGCUUUCAAGAAUAUAAAAAUGAAUACCUGAACAAUCAAGAAGCUAGAAAGCCAACACAUGAAUCUGGAAAUCAUUCAUUAUCUGGCGGGUCAUGCAAAGAUAUUGGUGAUUUAGUUUGAGUAAAAUGUAGGA